Trypanosoma rangeli is the source of this 423-nucleotide messenger RNA. RefSeq lists its product as uncharacterized. The record is from RefSeq and is a predicted model, not a curated record. The coding region runs from base 1 to 423 and encodes 140 amino acids. Lineage: Eukaryota; Euglenozoa; Kinetoplastea; Trypanosomatida; Trypanosomatidae. The transcript has a single exon.
AUGUGGGGGCGGCGGGUGCCGCCCAAGCGGUUGCUCUGCUCUCGGGCCGCUUGUUUAGCAGCCGGCGUUUCGGGCACCCGGAGGCGCGGCCAGACCCGUGCCCCAGUGGCAGGACGGCGUCGGGUUGAGGGAGGGCGGGGCGGCGGCGUGCCCCGGGUGCGGGAAGCAGCGCGCGCCGUGGUGGGUGCCCCGGCAGGCAGGGGUGCGCCCCCCAGCAGCCGCUGUGCCGCUGGAAGGCAAAUAUGUCGCUUGCAGGGGAAGGAGGAAGGGGUAGGGGGAAUGCGGGCGCGCGCGCCACCUGCGCCCUCCAUGGCGGUGGGCGCUUCGCGCGAUGCACUCCGGAAGUGCAUGGGUGCGGCGCACGGUGCAAAUUUUGUUCGGGCCAGUUUCACCGUGCCCGGGGCCAGCGUCCUGUCAAACUAA